Messenger RNA from Marchantia polymorpha subsp. ruderalis, 3125 nucleotides. NCBI's taxonomy places the organism in Eukaryota, Viridiplantae, Streptophyta, Marchantiopsida, Marchantiales, Marchantiaceae. The record is from the annotation of a GenBank genome assembly.
GGUCCGUUGUGUGUGUACGCGUUUUCAAAGGGAAAGGUCGCUAGACGCGGCGCGUGAGAGGGCGGUCAGAAGACGACCAGGCACAGAGAGGGAGAGAGAGAGAGAUAGAAGGAAAGGACCGAAGGAACGAACCACGCAUCGGUAAAGAAGCGGGGCCUGGUAGCAGAGGGGCAGGGGGAGGCCAGGGGAGAGGAGAGAGGCAGAGGCGCCGGGAGGUGGUAGAGGAGAGGAGAGGAGAGGAGCGACGUGUGUGUUGUGUGUGCGUGGGACUGGUGUGGGUUUGUUUGGUCUAGAAGGUAAGUUCGAGAGAUUUCGUCCGAAGGUGCGAGCGUGUUCAUCGUUCAUUGUUCAUACCAACUAUUGUCAGUAAUAGUGCCGCGAUUUCGACGACUUCGACGACGGCUAGUGGUGGUUCUUCGUUUGUAGGCUCGUCCGUCGAUUGAUUGAUCGAGCUCUUGGCGAUCGCGCUUGCGGGAGAGGAGUGAGGAAGGAAGGAAGGAAGGAAAGAGCGUGUGGGGUUUGUGACCGCCUGCGCAGCCCAUAGUGAGUGAGUGGCUCGAGGGACGAGCUGCUUCGAGGUGACGUACAGAGCGUGGAGGCUUAGAAAUCGUGUGGGAGGAGGGUCUUGGUGUGCAAUUCAGGAGCGGGGGGUUCCUGUCUUUUCAGGGACACUUAGUUAGAGCUGGAUAUUCGUGGCUGAGAGGGUCGCUGUCUUUGUACUGGUGCGCGAGGAGGAACAAUUUAGGUUUUAGUUGGAGUUCUUGAAACUCACGAGAAAGUUCUCACGCCUGGCUCCUGCCUAAUCUACUCGACUUGGGCAAGAGGCUACUACUUUUGUUGAUAAGCGCCGAAGCAUAUUCGUCAGGAACAUCGUGUUAAGGUUUGCGGCGGUUCUGUUCUUCCGCACAGGUUUCUGGAACGUCUUGAAGAACUGGCAGUGGUAAUGAACGGACCUGAAGGAAUGGGAGACCAUCUUAGUCUGGACGUGGACCGGUUGUUGGCUGGGUCCGCGGUCAAUUCUUCGCAGGAUGGAGGGAGUUCUACCCGAUCUGCCUCAAGUGCAGCUCCCGUUGAGCACUCCAUUUCAAUCAACUGUGCAGACGGACUGAAAGCCUCCGCUCUUCCUACUCAAGAUGGAUUUGGCUACUCACCGGUUCCUACUUCCGACGCUUUGGCUGGAAUAAACGGCGACGGAUUUUCGGACGAUGCAUCCACUGCCGGUGCCGGAGAAAUUGCAGAGUGUCGAAUCUGUCAGGAGGAGGACGAUGUGAAGAAUCUCGAGACUCCUUGCGCUUGCUCUGGCAGUGUUAAGUUUGCACAUCGCAAAUGUGUUCAGCGCUGGUGUAAUGAGAAAGGAGACACUAUCUGCGAAAUUUGCCGCAUGUCUUACAAAAGUGGAUACGAUGCUCCUCCUCGACCACACCAUUCCGACGGGAUCCCGAUUGAACUCAGCGGCGAGUGGGGUAUUACUGGUUCCCAUCCGUUGGAUCACUUGCGUGAUCCUCGAUUGCUUGCAAUGGCUGCCGCCGAGCGACACUUACUGGAUGCAGAGUAUGAUGAAUAUGCAGCAGCGAACGCCAGUGGAGCCGCUUGCUGCCGCUCCGCCGCUCUUAUUCUCAUGGCUCUACUUCUCCUUCGGCACGCACUUCUGAUGGCAGCAGCCGGCACUGAUGAAGAUACUUCCACUUUCUUCACUUUAUUCUUUUUGAGAGCCGCUGGCUUUCUACUACCUUGCUACAUAAUGGCUCGUGCGAUGAACAUCUUACAACGUAGAAGACAGCGUCAGGAAGCAGCAAUGGCGGCCGCCGAAGUUGCUAUAAUCUUACAAGCAGGACAAGCGAGAGCUAUGCACUUCGCUGUCGCUCCGGGCCCUUCUCCAGCUCACGAGCUGCCUUAAGGAGUGUUGCAACGCACUUACUCAGGAUGAAGAAAUCACGUUGCGCUACAUCGUGCGUACCACGUGCACGACGAGUACCAGAAUAACUGAGCAUGGAUCAGACUUCUGCCAGCUCGCGGAGCACUACGAUUGGUGCAGCAUCAGCAACUGGUUCUUCCAUAAAUCAGAUCUGCAGACACUGCUAAAUUAAAUGAAUCGACUAACAGGGAGCAGGACAAGUACGAAGCUAUCUAUCCAAAUGAACACCUUGGGGACCUCACUCAACGCAGGAGUAACGAAUGCUUACAUGCGGAUCUCCACUUGUCUUGUUGGACAAAAGUGCGAAAUGGAACGAAAAUCCUGCGGCGGCACAUUCAGACUUUGACUUCGUUGGUAUAUACAGCGCCUGGGUUCCAAGCCGCAUUGUAAAAUACCACACCAUGCAACUAGCUUCUUUCAAGGCUAAUUGUCUCAAAAGAGUCAAGGCCUUGAUAUAGAGUUGUACAUUUUCCCACAGCUGAUCGUCAUGGUGGCCUUUCUUGCAGCUUUCACUCAAGUGACUGGUCUAAUCACUGGUGGGUUAUCAUCCUACUAGUACUUAAAUUUUUCCUUGAACUACUCAUUCAUAUGCAGCCCCAGCAUCUUCCGUAGAUGGUAGGCCAGACAUUCUUACAGUAGAUGGAAGAUGGAGUUGCGAGGCGAAGUACCCUUACGUUUCUAAAGUAUUCAAAAUUCUCCCUAUCCUCAAUUUCCCUUAGUAGUAACCUGUGCUACAUCCAGUCGAUUCUACAGAGAAAGUGACAACAACUUUUAUAGUUGCUGUCAAAUUUUCGCAGGAUGAAUAAAUUUUGCUGAGACCUAGACAGGCCCUAGACUUGUCAGUGCUUUUAAGUCGUAGUCUCAAAAGCGCUUCGAAGCCAACUUCGUGCUGAAGGGGUGGAAGUUAUCUAUGUCCAAGCGCAUGGUUUGUCUGGACCUUUGAGUCUGUACAUGUUGCCCUCACUAGAGAUAUACACAGAUAUCACUAGAGAUGUGGUUUUAGGUAGUCGUUGAGUGUAGAGUAGGAACUAUUAUGUGUAUAUCUUUUUGUUUAAUGCAGUCCCGUGUAAGACUCUGUGCGGUAGUUUUUGAACUGCCCCGUGUCUCGGGCUGAAUUUCUCAAGCACUGCCUGCUGUAAAUCAGAAAUGUAGAGAGACAUUAAGAGAGUCUGUCUGACGAUAUUUGCCCUGUCAAUGAAAAUCAUAUUUU